Daucus carota subsp. sativus is the source of this 1016-nucleotide messenger RNA. RefSeq lists its product as uncharacterized. The transcript is spliced from 2 exons. Bases 101 to 844 code for a protein of 247 amino acids. Lineage: Eukaryota; Viridiplantae; Streptophyta; Magnoliopsida; Apiales; Apiaceae. The record is from RefSeq and is a predicted model, not a curated record.
GGAGCUUAUAUAUAGUGCCACAAGAGAUCUGGUCAACUAAUGCUUCUAUAAAAUUAUAGUAACCAACACUCCUCUUUCUAAUAACAUCCUCUGCAACCAUAUGGAACAACAAAGUCCACUUCUUUCUUGGCCUUAUUAUUUCCAAGGAAAGACAAUGGAGGAGCUAUCACAGUCCCUUUUAAUGACAACUUUGGAGCUAGAAACCACAAGGAUGAGAGCUCAAGAAGAGAUGAAACUAAGGGAUGAUCAGUUACUUCAACUCGCGGACAUGUUGGAACAAACCAUCAGAGACAGAGAUGAAGCUCAAGAGAAAUGCCAACAACUCUUAUUUGACAACCUACUACUCCAACAGCAACAAAUGCAGCCACAACAACACUUUCAUCCAAAAACUCAAAGAGCUCCACAUUCCGGAAUCUCAAGCCUCCAAGAUGAUCCAAGGAACGGAAACCUCUCUUCAUCAGACUGCGAAGAAAGCAUUGUUUCUUCAUCAAGUGAAGAGAAAGAUGAGGACUUUUACUUGCCAUUGCUCACCAAUAAACCAUUGCCUGAAAAUGGAAAAUUUUUACAAGCUGUGAUGAAAGCAGGGCCAUUGCUUAACACCAUUCUUCUUGCUGGACCUCUCCCAAACUGGCAACACCCUCCACCACCACUUGACAGUCAUCAGAUUCCCCUGCCUCCGGUCAUCGUCCCGCAACCAUCAUUAGCACUACCAGAACAUCAUCAUGUCCACCACCAAGACUCUUUUGUGGAUGUUACUACUUCUAACAACAUUAGCAAGUUUGUUGUGAUUAACAAGAAAAGGAGCUUUAGUGAAGUCAUUGAUUCAUCCACAGAAACUAGGUGACAUUGUGGCUACAGUCUACAAAUUAGUGCAUGUAGUGAUAUCUUUGUAAUCUACAAAAAUUAAAACUACCCUUUUGUUUUUUAUGUUUAAAAGUAAUUUUAGAAAAGACUCAAGUCAGAAGUUAAGUGGUGUAAUACUGCAGAAAUAAGAGGAGUUUCCCUUUUUCUUAGUA